Myzus persicae (green peach aphid) is the source of this 1196-nucleotide messenger RNA. Its product is annotated as deoxynucleoside kinase-like. Gene Ontology annotation, cellular component: mitochondrion; cytoplasm. Gene Ontology annotation, molecular function: deoxynucleoside kinase activity; ATP binding. The coding region runs from base 410 to 1078 and encodes 222 amino acids. Gene Ontology annotation, biological process: nucleobase-containing compound metabolic process. The transcript has 5 exons. Lineage: Eukaryota; Metazoa; Arthropoda; Insecta; Hemiptera; Aphididae. The record is from RefSeq and is a predicted model, not a curated record.
AAAUAUGAGAAUGUUAUGAGAUUUACGAAAAGUUGCGACAAGUGGUCGUUCUCUCGUUCCUCGUUCGGGUUCGGCUCGUUGACCUCACGGUGAGGUUAGUUGCUAAACAGUAAAUGCGUAGAAAAAAAUUCAAAUAACCCCUGCAUUGACAGUAUUUAUAAUAACUGGUUUGCCGGUGGUUACUGGUCAACAAAAUAACAAAUUAGUUACGAGCUCUGAGAACGAACACGAAGUCCCGUGAACUUUAUCUGUUUCAUUUUGAAAUCUGUGUGUUUUCAAAAUCGGUCUUGAUUUUGAAGAUUUCUUACGUACGCAGACCCAAAAGCGCAUUAUUACUGGCUUUCGUGGCCUUUUUGUUAGUACUGCUACGUAGAUAUAUUGUUAUACAUAAAAUACAUUUUAUUGUAACAUGAAGAAGCAGAUAAUUCAAAAACCAUUCCGUGUAGCUGUUGAAGGAAAUGUUGGGUCUGGAAAAUCAACAUUAAUAAAGUAUUUUGAAAAGUUUAAGGAAGUUGAAACAAAUCCUGAACCAAUAGAAACAUGGCGAGAUUUAAAUGGUCAUAACUUACUUCAACUAACAUACUCAGAUCCUCACAGAUGGAAUUUUGCUUUUCAACAUAAUGUACAAUUAAGUCGUUUGAAUUUACAGUCAAAAGCUACAACUAAAGACAUACAAAUUUUUGAACGUUCAUUACAAAAUAAUAGAUAUUGUUUUGUGGAGAUGGCUCAUGACAAAGGAUUAUUAUCUAGUCCUGAAUAUGGAGUAAUGUGCCAAUGGUAUGAAUACAUUGAAACAAAUGUUGACAUUGGACUAGACCUAAUUGUGUAUCUAAGAAGCUUACCAGACAUUGUCUAUACAAGAAUGCAACGUCGCAAUCGUCCAGAAGAACGUACUGUAAAACUUGAUUAUUUGGUAGAUUUACAUGAAUAUUAUGAAAAAUGGCUGAUGGAGAAAUAUUAUAAUCUCCCAUGUUCAUUAUUGGUGAUAGAUGUCAACAAAGACUUAUCUGACAAUCAGCUUAUAGAUAUAUAUAAAACUUAUGAAGAUAGAAUUUUAGGAAAAAUACCAGUUUUAUAAUGUUGUAAUAAUAAGUAUCUAUAGUAAGUGAAAUCAUGUGUCAACCAAAUUAUUCUUUUAAAAAUUAAUGCUUAAGUAAUUUUUGAUAUUUAAUAGGUUUAAUUUAUACUAAUUAGUA